AUGUUGAUUAAAAAGAAAGAAGAAUAACAAAAAGUUCUCGUUUAGUAUUAAAAAGUCCUAAUCAUUAUCAUUAACACUCUUUAUAUAAUAAAAAAUAAAAAAAAUAUAAAUUUUGAAAUUGCUAAAAGUCAUAACUAAAAUAUAAUUAGAUAUUUUAAUAACUGA
Messenger RNA from Paramecium primaurelia, 165 nucleotides. The record is from the annotation of a GenBank genome assembly. Lineage: Eukaryota; Ciliophora; Oligohymenophorea; Peniculida; Parameciidae.